GUCCGCGUCCGCCGCGGCCAGCUUCUCCGCCUGUGUGGGAACCAAAUCUUCAGCCCGACUUCAAUGCGCGCGUCAUCACACGACGUCGACCAGACGAUUCGGUCGCGCUUCGAGAACUCGACGACAGCACACGACUCGCGCAAAAAUCGGCGGAGUCGACUUCGAUGCGACCGAGCGAGAGAUUUCCGAAGUUCGGUCGCGACCCCCCAAACCGGCGGUUGGUUUCCCCGCGGUUCUCCGCGGCGGGCCGGGGCAGCGGCAGCUGCAUCUCCUCGAAGGCCCGGAGCUCGGCGACGGCGGCGGCGAGCAUGUCCGCGACGGCGCGCGCGGCGCCGGGCCGGCCGCAGUCGUCGCACGCGCGGCAGAUGAGCGCGUAGAGCCGGCACCGCGCGGGCAGGUACUUGGUCGUCGCGAGCGCGACCGUCGCGUCGAGCGCACGCGCGGCCCAGAGGAGGAACUCCGCCGCGUGGCGCGCGAACGCGCCGCCGAGCGCCGCGAGCGGCUCGGCGACGGCGUGGAGGAGGCCCGCGCCGUUGAGCAGGAGCCAGGACGCGCGGUCCCGGUCCCCCGGAGGGAGCGCGAGCAGGUCGCGCGUCGCGGCCCGGACGUCCCGGAGGCGGGCGAAGAGGCGCUGCGCGGUCCGGGGGUAGCGCGUCGCGCCGUCGCCGCGGCGGACGCGCGCGAGCUCGCACUCGGCGCGCCCGAAGACCGCAUCGGCGCGCCACGCCGCGACCUCGGCGUCGUCGCCGCCGCCGGGGCCGCCGCCGCGCCGCGGCCGCGCGAGGAGGCCGUCGCAGAGGCCGACGGCGGCGCCGAAGAACGCGCGCGACGCCGUCGCGUACUCGCCGAGCUCCAGGAGCCGCGCGCCGCAGUGCAGCGCGAGGGGCACGAGCUCGCGCGCCUCGAGCUUCUGCCGGCACCGCGCGUCGAAGCGGCGGAGGUCCGCGGCGCGGUCCGGCGACGACGGCGCCACCUCGGCGCCCCGCGGGAGGCAGCCCCGGUGGGCGAGGGAGCGCCGGUGCUCCAGGAGGGGCACCACGACGCGCUCGUGGAAGUCGCGGGCAAACGCCGACUGGGCCAGCGAUGCCCCGCCCUCGCCCCGGCUCGAGGAGAACGCGGAGCCGUGCUGCGACCGACCGGCCGCAGACGACGCGUCCCCACCCCGGGCCACGGCCCGCGGCGCGGGCAUCAGACCGAGGUGCCGAACGUCCACGACGGCCGCAAGGCCAUCGCUGGCUUCCGAAGGAGCACCCCUGUAUUAACGGCUGCGCUCGGACAACAAACCGCCUCGGGCGACCGCCCCGGCACUGUAGCGCACUACCGGCGUUGUCUCGUGGAGGCCAUCAGGCCGUGCGGUAGCUCCCCACGCGGGUUCGCGGUGGGGCCCCAAACGCGUCUAUAUUUGGGUUUCGCAGUCCCGGUAUUCAAGAAGCAUCAAAGCCGGGUGAUUCUCGUCUUUCGGCUCGCAAUUUUGUUGAAUUUUGAGGAGAUUGGACCAUGUCCCGUCCAUUUUGCACGCACGCGCGCGCGCGCGUUCGUUACGUAUAGAACAGCGGCGAUUGCAGGUGGCGAGGAGGCGGCCACGACGGCGACGAAGCGCCACGCGCGUGCGCUGAUUCCCACAGCCGGCCAAUUCUCCAAGCCCCGCGGGGCUAAAUACAAGGCGAGAACCCCUUAG
This is a messenger RNA of Aureococcus anophagefferens, 1678 nucleotides long. RefSeq lists its product as hypothetical. The transcript has 5 exons. The annotation marks the transcript as partial. NCBI's taxonomy places the organism in Eukaryota, Pelagophyceae, Pelagomonadales, Pelagomonadaceae. The record is from RefSeq and is a predicted model, not a curated record.